AAGGCUCAGCUUUUGUGGAUGCUUCACCUUUUUAUGGCUCGGAGCUGUAUUAAUGGGUAAUUAUGCUCAUUUUUAAAAUACAUACAUGUUUUCUCUAUAUCCAAAAACUCGAGUGCUUGUGAUGUCAUAGGGGAUACAAUGAAGGGAAUAUAAAAGUCAGCAACAAUAUUUGCAAUAUUUUACAAUAAUUCCCUUUAAGAGUUAUUAGAAGCACUGAAUCUGUUUUACAAUGUGUGUGUUUUUAAUCUACAUUCAUAAGAAUGAAUUUUCUCUGAUGAGCAACAGAAAAAAGGUCCACACUUAAAGCGACGCUGGUCCACCACACUCCAGCAUGAGUCAGUAAAAAAGAAAUAAGAAAGGUGCAUUUUGUUAAGAGAUACCAACUAAUAUAACUAACACACACACACACACACACACACACACACACACACACACACACACACACACACAUAUCUCAGUCCAGCCUCUCUUUAACAAUAAUGACCCAGCAUCAACCAAUCACGGCCGGCAGUCUGCUCUGAGGCCCCGCCCACAUGGUUUAUAUAAAGACCUGAACCACGAGACCUGAAGUUGAAUCUGAACAGAGACCUGAAGCUGAAUCUGAACAGAGAUCUGAAUCUGAACCAGAAGACCUGAAGCUGUCAGUACCUGUAGUCCGGAUCGCGUUGGGCCGUGAUGGUGGUGGAGCUUAAACCUCGGGUGGAGGCGAUGGAGGGAAACCAGCAGAGACUGGAGGCAAACAUCCUGCUGCUGGGAGCUCACAGCGUCGGGAAGUCUGCUCUCACCGUCAGAUUUCUGACCAGGAGGUUUAUUGGAGAGUACGGAGACAUCGAGUCGGUUUACAGUCGGAUCGAGCGGCUCGAUGGUCAGGAGGUCUGCUUCAACAUCUGGGACUCUGUACAAACACAGGACGGUGAGACGUGUCCGUCCAUCACUGACAAACAGCUGCAGUGGGCCGACGGGAUCGUCCUGGUCUACAGCAUCUGCGACCGCCGCAGCUUCGACGUGGUCCGCCAGCAGCUGCAGCAGAUCCGCCGCAGCAGGAAGCCGGCGUCCGUCCCCGUCGUCAUCGUGGGGAACAAACGAGACCUCCGGCGUCAUCGCAGCGUCUCCGGCGAGGAAGGACAGCUGCUCGCUCUGUCCCAACACUGCGCCUUCUUCGAGGUGUCGGCGGCGGAGACGUACCACGGCGUCCUGCUGGUGUUCCACCGGCUGGUCGACCUCGUCAGAGAGAGCCGAGCGCUGAGGAAGAACACGGCCGGCGUGCGAGGGAUCGUCCGGAGCGUGUCGGCCGUGUUCGCGAAGAAACGAGCCGAGUAGACGAGAACUCGCAGUGACAUCACCUACUGUCUUCGUGAGGUCAAAGGUCAGAGGCGUGAUGGACAGCGGCAGGUUGAGAGAACGCGUCGACGUGAAGUUUGUGAAAGAAAAGUCGUGAAAGUGUUUCAGAGCGACGAGAGACGGCUCGAGCUGAUCGGACGGAAAAACGUGUGCCGAGGUAGCGCCAUGGCAACGGCUGAAACAUCUCAAGAACUAUUAUUGGAUGGUUUGUGAAAAUGUGUUAAUGAUGAACUGUAAUAACCUUUUUGAUCAUCUGAUCUUUCAGCAUCGUUUAUGAGAAAAAACCCUCGGAACGAAAAACUUUCAACCUCGACUGGACCGUGUUUAAUGUCAGCACGCUAACAUGCUAAACUGACACGGUGAAAACGGUGAACACGGUAAACACGGUAAAGACGGUGAACAUCGUAGCUGCUAAACAUCAACGUGUAAAAAACAACGUCAUCAGUCUGGAGCGGAUGGAAACGUCCCGCUCCUCAGAGGAUGAACCCCUCACGUAAUAGAGACGCCGCGGUUGUGCUGAACUCUGCGGCCUCUAACUGGACGUGAGUCUCCAGUGUCACUGACUGGUGUCUCUGUUGACACAAACUGGUUUAGAAGUUUAUUGACUGAUUCUUGUUUAUCGGAGCUUGGUACGCAUUGACGUGGGUAUUUUUGUA
Molecule: messenger RNA, 1997 nt
Organism: Plectropomus leopardus (leopard coralgrouper)
Lineage: Eukaryota; Metazoa; Chordata; Actinopteri; Perciformes; Serranidae
Product: Ras-related and estrogen-regulated growth inhibitor-like protein
Molecular function (GO): GTPase activity; GTP binding
Source: RefSeq, a predicted model, not a curated record